Messenger RNA from Penicillium chermesinum, 1230 nucleotides. RefSeq lists its product as uncharacterized. The coding region runs from base 1 to 1230 and encodes 409 amino acids. NCBI's taxonomy places the organism in Eukaryota, Fungi, Ascomycota, Eurotiomycetes, Eurotiales, Aspergillaceae. The transcript has 7 exons. The record is from RefSeq and is a predicted model, not a curated record. Gene Ontology annotation, cellular component: phagophore assembly site. Gene Ontology annotation, biological process: autophagosome assembly.
AUGGCGGGGAACCCCAGCAAGAAACAAUUCACGGUAUUCGUCCGUGUACCGGGUAAGCGUGGUGACUUCGUUGAUCCACCCCAAGUAAAUUGGAAUGCUUCGAAAGACCAAGCCUUAUGGGACCUUCUCUCCCGGCCCUCGAAAGAUGAUAUUGAUUGGAAAGAACUGGCCGAGCACUUUGGCGUCACCCUUCAAUUCCUUCAUCAGCAAGCCGCAUGCCUUUAUGAUCGGCAAUUCUCUCAAGUUAGAGCCCAGAUGCGCAAAGUAGCACCGGCCACUCAGUCUCAGUCAAAUUCGCCUUCACCGGGCCCAGGAUCUGCAUCUGGAAGCUUGGCACUAGGUGGACAGGUUGCAGGAGUGCCUCUAUUGAGUGGACCUCGAGCACCAUCUCGGCAGAUAAGCAGCCAACAGGAAGCACCUCAGCGAGUGCUCGGUGGUACGGGUAGGCGUACCAGCUCAACCUCGACAACUACCAUCAAUCAGGUUCACAAUAAUCAGGACAACGCGCGCAUUGGAACCCCGACAGCUGAGUAUACUGACCCCAAGCGCGACCAGCUUCCUUACAGGCCGUCGGUUACCAGACCAGAACCACCGGCCACUUUUAUGCGCUCACCCCCUCUUCAAGAAGAAGACAGCAUUUCCAGCUCAGAAGAAUCCAACUCCGAAGAUGACUCGCCUGGACCAGCUCCAUGGCUGAAGCGAUUCGGGCACAUGUCCACCCAUCGACCCAGCCUCGGCGAUUCCGAUGACGGGGACGAUACGCCCGCAUUCCUCCCAUUUACCCGUGAACCCCAGCAGCAGCCCCGGGACCAGCGCAGUCAACACCUCAGCGGAACACUUCGUCUCGACCAAGACCCCCUGAUUGCUCGGCAGCGCCUUCGAAACCGAGCGGAUGCUCCCCCCCGCGCGCCAUCCGAAUCCCCAGCAAGCUCAAUCAGCUCUGGAGCGCCAGCAGCCGGCCCACCGGGUGAACGCCAUCGCAAUGGCCGACUAGGACCGCGAGUAGGUGACCCUCCUAGAAUUACGUCUCAGAGUACUGCUGGAUCUGGAAGAGAAGCCAGCGACGGGACACCCAGUAUGGGAAGCAGCUUCAGCGACUUGGACGGGGCAGAUGCGAGUGUGACUCAAUCUGCGUUGGAGGAAGCUCUAUUGAGCAAUAUGCAGCAUGGAGGCAUGGCGAGCCGCAUGAGCACUAUCAGCCAGGCGCUGAGAAGUCGAUAUUUGCAGUGA